AUGCGCUCCUCCCGCUCGCGCGACGCCCCCACCAGAUCAAAAGCCCUCCUCACCCUCAAGCUCUCCGGCUCCUCCUUCCUCGACACCGUCAUUCGCGACGACCGCACCAAAGACCCUCUCUACAUCCUCGAGACCUCCAACGACCUCACCACCAUCUACCGCCUCGACCACCCUCGAGACGAGCCCAUCAAAGCCGCCACCGUCCAAUGGCCCCUCCACCCCGUCCGUGUCAAGGGCAAGUCGGGCAGGACUGUUCAGAUCGGAGGCGGCAGCUGGAGAGAGGCCGAGGAGUUCCUCAAGUCAGGCCCCCUCGGCAACACUGCUGUGCGCAAGUUCAGCCUCCCCCACUAUCCCAACAGCCUCAAGUGGAAGCUCAUUCCUGGCAACUGCUUCUGUUGUGUCACCAACCCAGUAAAAGGUCCUGUCGCGGUUCUCGAUGCGGCCACCCUCAGCGCCCCGCCCCGAAUAAAGAUCUUCGACACACUCAUUGACAAGGAUGUAGCGCGCUCUCAGGACAACUACAAGGGCAUCCCCACCUUACUCCUCGACUACCUCAUCGUCACCGCCUUCAUCCUGGUCACAGACGUCCAAGAGUGGCUGGACCGGCCUCGAGACUCUCGUAUCCCCGGCGGCAGCUCAUACACUGUCCAGCGUUGGUUGGCGCUCAUUCACAAUCGGCCACCACCCCCUGAACCCGAACACCCAACCGUCGAUCUGAGCCUGACGGUACCCUCGACCCCGCCUCACUCUGCGACAUUCCCGUCGCCCGGAGGACUUUGGGAGACCCAGAGUGGAGUUACAUCGCUGUCUGGGUCGAAUGGUUCGGGUUCAGGUGCGUCGUACAUCCAGGACCCUUUCUCCCCGACCACCCCCGGUACACCCGCCACGCCCGCGACGUCAACACAUUCGUCCGCCUUCUUCUCCCGUGGGAUCGAAGAACCUCCCCCUGUUCCGCCGGUACCGGGCUCUUCGUCAGGCGCGUCCCCUUUCGCCUACAACGCGCAGUCGUCUUCGCAGGCUCGCGAGCGUCCCAAGUCAGGGCCACAAACCUCGUCGCACGCGCCUAGUUCGUCGACGUCCAAGCGGCAUACUGCGCGACAUCCAUACGGAGUCACUGAGGAUGGGGAAGACUCAACACCCUCACCACGACCACGACCCUCUCAGACGCUGUCUCUGCCGCCUGGCUCUACGAUAGCCGCCUCGCUAUCUACGUCAGCUCCGCCCACACCCCUUCCUCCACCCCCCACUGCUCAGUCGACGUCGUCCAACUCCUCCACCUCGUCUCGGCCAGCUCGUCGAUUGCCUACUCCACCAGGGCCCGCGCCCGAGCAUUCCUUUGCCCAGCCAUGGCUAAACCCCUCCACUCCUACUGCAUCUUCAUCAUCAUCGUCUGCCCUUCCGCCAGCGCCAUCUGCAUCAACGUCGAGUCCUGGAUCUUCUAACCCAAACGCGCGUGCUGCGAGAGCGUCUAUGCGAGGUGCCCUGCGCAACCACAUCCCACCACCAGCACCACCCCCUCCACAACACACGCUGCCUUUGCCCCCGAAGCUUGCUCAGGAACAACAGGGGCACGCCCCGAGCCAGCCGGCGCCCGACUACGACACGCACUCGUUCGUCAACAUGGCGCCCCCAUCAGUACCACCUGUUCCGGCGCCUACCGGUGCCAGCCCUGGUGCCAGCGGUGGGCUGCGCUCGCCCUCUACAGGCCGGCGCGUGCUCGCCGUGGUCAACAUCGACGUGCAGUCUCAAGAAGGUUUGCCCGAGCGCAACAUGCGAGUGCGAGGCAGAAUAUCGUACGCCGAGAGCGUGUACGAAGCCCCGCCCCCAGCAUAUGACGCCAUCGACUUCUCGGUCCCUCCAGUCCCUUCAGUGCCCCAUAUGCACUCGUUGUCCCGCAUGGCGUCGCACCCGCAUCUUUCCGUUGCGCAGCCGAUGUCGCAUCCAGCCCCGGGGGCGAUCACCCCACUACCUGUGCCGCCAACGGAUCCAGGAGGGGAGGGACAACGCGCGUCAUGA
Messenger RNA from Epithele typhae, 2016 nucleotides. RefSeq lists its product as uncharacterized. Bases 1 to 2016 code for a protein of 671 amino acids. Lineage: Eukaryota; Fungi; Basidiomycota; Agaricomycetes; Polyporales; Epitheliaceae. The record is from RefSeq and is a predicted model, not a curated record. The transcript has 4 exons.